AUGACCUGCAAGUGUUGUAGCGUGCCGUGUAACCGUUACAUAGGGAAAUCGAAAGAUGAUCUGCCAUGCAAGGUUAAAUGCACCCUCCUCAAAUACCGCAUGAGCGCACGUAUCCUGAAAAUGAGUAAAAGUAUGUUCAAUAACAGAAAAUGCAAGUUCUAUCGCAGUGUACCGUGCUUGCUCACAAUAUUUUCCGUUCUUCACUCGCAUAAAAUAGAGUACGGUGCCGCAUCACAUUUCCUGAUCGUGCUUAAGGCCAUCAAACAUGUUCGCUGUCAAUGUCAAACGAUGGCUCCUUCGUAUCAACGAUAG
This is a messenger RNA of Vavraia culicis subsp. floridensis, 312 nucleotides long. RefSeq lists its product as uncharacterized. The transcript has a single exon. The coding region runs from base 1 to 312 and encodes 103 amino acids. The record is from RefSeq and is a predicted model, not a curated record. Lineage: Eukaryota; Fungi; Microsporidia; Pleistophoridae.